AUGGACUCUCUGUAUUAUUCUUUACUUGAUAUCAAUUCACUUGUACAAUGUUCACUGUGUCAUGGUUAUCUUGUUGAUCCGUAUACAAUAAAGGAAUGUAUGGAUACAUUUUGUCGGACAUGUAUUCUGUUGCACUUCGAAACUUCACCACGUUCGGAACUUAAAUGUCCGAAAUGUCAAAUUCAGCUACAACCAUUUUCGGAUAUAUCGAAAUGUUUGAUGCCCGAUAGACAGUUGGGUGAUGUCCUACGCUCGUUACUGCCAGCGUUAGAUAUCGAUGAAAUUCAUAAUGAAAAACAUUUUUACGAGCACAAGUCUUUGCCAAUGCCGAAAGACCUUCGUCUGAAACUUCGGGUUGUACAUAAUCCUUCACCAAUGCGUUUUACUGAUAAACAUGGUCACACUCGUUUACGUUCCCAAACUCAUCAUCAAUCAACGAUUCCUCGUCAGCAAAUUUCCACAACUCCGAUUGCACUGCAGAUAGAAUUGUGUCGGAAAUCGAUUGAUCCAUCGUUAAAUAUCAAGCAAUAUCCACGCAAAUAUCUCUGCGUUAAUUCACAAUUAGACAUCAGUUAUAUAAGAAAAUAUAUCGAAAAGAUAUGUGACAUAACAUUGCCGCAUCAAAUCUAUUUGUUCUUCUACGAUUCGUGUUUGAGUGAAGCAACACCUUUGUUGUUAAUCAAAAAGUUACUUUUUCCAUCGAGUGAUCGUGUGAAAUUGUAUUUCUCUAUUUUGUCAAAUAAAUGA
Adineta ricciae is the source of this 747-nucleotide messenger RNA. Lineage: Eukaryota; Metazoa; Rotifera; Eurotatoria; Adinetida; Adinetidae. The record is from the annotation of a GenBank genome assembly.